UUUUGGUACCGAGCGGAGAGGGAGAUGCACACGGCACACUCGCGCUGAGAAACAGAAAUGAAGGUACACAUGCACACACAAUUUUGCCUCAUUUGUUUGCUGACAUUUGCCUUUCACCAAUGCAACCACUGCCACGCAGACGGGCACAAACACCACCACAAUGACUAUCAGAUCUCGGAGGAGCCAUACCUCCAGAACGGAAGGACGGAGCCCCCGCCGAGCAAAGAAGCUGAAGACGCACAGAAGUACUACAUUGAAAAACUCUUUGACCACUACAGCGAAAAUGGGAAAUUGUCCUUUUGGGGUCUGGAGAAAUUGCUGACAAGCCUUGGCCUCGGAGAAGUCAAAGUGGUGGAGAUAAGCCAUGAGGACGUUGGCCACGAUUAUGUUUCUCAUUUAGAUCUAAUAGAGGUGCAAGAAGGAAGGCAUUCCCACUCCCACAACCAUCCUCAUUCUCAUAGUCACUCAGGUUCAGAAAACCAGACUGUAAGCGAGAGGUCUGCCAGAAGAUCCCAGAAGUGUGACCCUGAAAAAGAAGCCACGGAUUCGUCUUUGAAACCUGAUGGCAAACAUGCUCAUGACCAUAAUCUCAGGCACCGCGGGCGCCACCACCACCACCUGCACCGCCAUCUUGGUCAUAACGGCAGUCACCAUUCACAUAAUGAUUCAGCGAGGGCCAGUGACCACGGGGAGCCGAGUCAUGAGCCUUCCACAGAAACCAACACGACUCAAGAACAGCGUGAAGGAAAGCCACGCAAGAAGACGAAAGUGAGGAAGAAGAGUGGCGACACAUUGAUAGAGGCGUCACAAGACGUCGCCCCAGAGCGGGACUCCCAUGAACAGUCUGAACACAAUCGUGUUCACAAGCAUGGCAAUGCACACCAUGUAUCUGUCUCGCACCCGCAGCUUCAAGACCGCGGUCAUGACCACGCAGCUGCUCACGGGCAACAUGACCCCAGCCCAGCCAGCGGAGAUGGACAACACCAUGCUAGAAAGCGGGAAGCACCUCAUAAACAAAUUAGCGUGGAAAAGCAAGGUGUUUUUUCUACACAUAGUCACAAGGACCAUAACGAAGAUGAACAUCACCAUGAAGAGUGUCUAAACAUCACCCAGCUGCUAAGGCAUUAUGGUCUCCGCCCCAGUUCUCCGAUUGACCACACAGUGUUUACAUACCUGUGUCCUGCACUGCUGUACCAGAUUGACAGGAGGCUGUGUAUUGACCAUUAUGAUGAUCUGCUGAUCGAAGACUUGAGUAAAGGAAGAAAUGCUUCGCUUGAGCAUAUGGAUAAAACGGGUGCAUCAGCCUGGAUCUGCGGCAUCAUUUCUAUCACGGUCAUUAGCCUGCUCUCCUUGCUAGGUGUGAUCUUGAUUCCUAUCAUUAACCAAGGGUGCUUCAAAUUCCUGCUCACCUUCCUGGUUGCUCUCGCUGUAGGAACCAUGAGCGGAGAUGCACUGCUUCAUCUGUUGCCACAUUCACAAGGGACGCACAACCACAGUCAUCACGAGAGCCCGGGCCAUUUGCACGAGAAGCACCAGCAUUUUCAUGGCCAUUCCCACGAACACGAAGGGUUCCUGGAAGAGUACGACGCCGUGCUGAAGGGGCUGGUGGCGCUGGGAGGGAUUUACCUUCUGUUUAUCAUCGAGCACUGCUUAAGGAUGUUCAAGCACUACAGCAAACAAAGGACCAAACAGAAAUGGUGCAAGAAGAAGCAGAAGACUGAUGAGUCGCCAGUUGGGAGGAAACUCUCCGAUCACAAGCUGAACAGGCCUGACGCCGACUGGCUUCAGCUGAAGCCUCUCGCAGGAGCAGAUGACUCCGUCCUAUCUGACGAUCGACUUCACGAAACUGAGUUGACUGACCUGGACGGUCACCUAGACUCCUUGCCAAAGAGCUUCCUGUCUGCGGAAGAGGAAAACAGCAUGCUCAAUUCCCACAACGAUAUCUCCCACGUUGUGCGAGACAACAACCACCCUGACGUGGAGGAUGCUAGCAACCACCGGGAAGACAAAAUCAUCCUGAGGAAGCACAACCACCUUUGGUCGCACAAACAUUCCCACCACUCUCAUGGCCACUGCCAUUCUGGCAAAGACCUGAAAGACACGGGCAUAGCAAAUAUAGCUUGGAUGGUGAUCAUGGGAGACGGGAUCCACAAUUUUAGCGACGGCUUAGCCAUCGGAGCAGCGUUCAGUGCUGGCUUGACGGGAGGGAUUAGCACGUCCGUAGCAGUAUUUUGUCACGAGCUUCCCCACGAACUGGGGGACUUUGCUGUGCUUCUGAAAGCGGGCAUGACGGUGAAGCAGGCCAUUGUUUACAACCUCCUCUCGGCCAUGAUGGCUUACGUGGGGAUGCUGAUAGGAACGGCUGUGGGGCAAUUCGCCAACAACAUCACACUCUGGAUCUUCGCCGUCACUGCCGGCAUGUUCCUCUAUGUAGCCCUGGUGGAUAUGCUUCCAGAGAUGCUUCAUGGUGACGGCGACAACGAAGAGCAUGGCUACUGUCCGGUGGGGCAGUUCAUCCUCCAGAAUUUAGGGCUUCUCUUGGGAUUCGCCAUUAUGUUGGUGAUCGCCCUUUACGAAGACAAAAUAGUGUUGGACAUCCAGUUUUGACCAUUCCCACAACUCUGCUGUG
Messenger RNA from Euleptes europaea (tarantolino), 2629 nucleotides. It is a transcript of the gene SLC39A10, whose product is annotated as solute carrier family 39 member 10. Gene Ontology annotation, cellular component: membrane. Gene Ontology annotation, molecular function: zinc ion transmembrane transporter activity. The coding region runs from base 58 to 2607 and encodes 849 amino acids. The transcript is spliced from 10 exons. Gene Ontology annotation, biological process: intracellular zinc ion homeostasis; zinc ion import across plasma membrane; positive regulation of B cell receptor signaling pathway. The record is from RefSeq and is a predicted model, not a curated record. Lineage: Eukaryota; Metazoa; Chordata; Lepidosauria; Squamata; Sphaerodactylidae.